AACGAAGAAGCCACCAGAAGAUGCUCAUGGCUUUCUUUCGCUUGGCUUCCUGAGCGCAUGCCAUGCCAUGGAGGGGAGGGGGAGAGGGGGCGACGGAGCAGGCACCAUUGCCGACCAGGUUUAGAGUGUCCGCUAUUGCUGGACUUGUGUCUCUGACACUUAGCUACCCCGCACCUUUUGCCUCGCCUUCGCCCUGUCUUCCAGGCUCAAUCACCUCCCAGCGCCACGCAUCCCACUCCGCUCUUGCUCUCCUUCCUCCCCCGUCUUACUCGCCCUUUCAUCACUUCACAUCAACAUCGUCUGUGCACUUGUUUUCUCUCUUAGGGAGCGUGUGAGUGAGAGAGAGAGAGAGAUAGAGAGAGAUAGAGAGUGUGUGAGAGAGAGAGAGAGAGAAGGGGAGAGAGACCCUGCGCGAGGCAGAGGGAGAAAGAGAGAGAGACAGAGGUUAACAGGGAGAGUGAGAGUGAUAGAGGUCUGUCCGAUUUCUUCUUCCUACCUGCUUUGUCCACUCUGUUUGUGUGUCCCCUUUUUACUUCUCUUGUCAUUGUUCCAUACUCAACCCAUCGGCGCCUUUAGAAUCUCUCAUCCUCCCUGUAGUUUUCUAUAGAUAUUCUCCCGUUAUUUGGCGCGCCUUCUUGUUAUCUGUUUCCUUCUCGAUCCACUGUGCUGCUCUAUUCAUUUUUUUCCCUCCUCUUCGGAGUUUCUUAGCUCCUUUGGCUCGCAUUUUCCCCAUCGUCGUAUUUCAUAGGCUUGCUUAGUCUUGUGAAUCGUCUAGCUUCUUCUACCCGGAGCUUCAGACAUUGAGUUUAAGCUGGAUCUCGCCUCUUCUUAAAGUUGUGAAACAUUGAUGUUAUCACAGUGAAAUAUGUGAAGUUUUGAACUUCGAGUUGUUCUCUCUACCCCCAGUCAACUACACCCCCAGUCUCGUAACCUAGACCCUCCAAUUCCUGUCACCUCUGUUGCGAGUGGUCAAUUCAUACUACGGAUUUCCUGCAUCAACUUUUUGUCUUGUCUCCACCUUCCCCAUCCCAGAACCCUUCUAUAGUAUAAGUUGCGUUAUCUUAAUGGUUUGCUAGGGGGUUGAUCUCAUUAGAAGGUAUUGCAUCGAUGGCGUCUUUCAUUGUUCUACGAAUUCUUGUUUCUUCGAGAGGUAUUAAGGAGCGUAUGUGUCCGAGUAAAGUUUUCAUUAAGGCACUUGAUUACGAAGCCAUAAAGCAUAUGUGACAGGGUUUCUACAUUUUGAGUGCGUGACAGCAAUGCAGGUACUGGCUGGCGAGUGUGGAGGCUAGAUGGUCACAUUGUAUUUGCAGAAAGCAAUCAUUAUUUGGCUCUAGCGAUAGCAUUUUAACUCCAAGGUUUUUCUUUCAUUCAAGCCCGACAAGAUGGGCGAGUCUAAGAUGGAUAAUUAUGAGAUCAUGGAGCAAGUUGGCCGGGGAGCAUUUGGAUCGGCAAUCCUUGUCAACCACAAGCUUGAAAAGAAGAAGUAUGUGUUAAAGAAGAUUCGGCUUGCUCGCCAGACCGACAGAUGUCGGCGAUCUGCCCAUCAAGAGAUGUCUCUGGUAUCCAGAGUACAACACCCUUACGUUGUGGAGUACAAGGAGUCGUGGGUUGAAAAGGGAUGCUAUGUAUGCAUCGUUACAGGUUACUGUGAAGGUGGUGACAUGGCUGAUGUAAUCAGAAAAGCGCAUGGUCAAUAUUUCUCUGAAGAGAGGCUAUUGAAGUGGUUUGCUCAGCUUCUUUUAUCUGUGGAUUAUCUGCACUCCAACCACGUGCUUCAUCGUGAUCUUAAGUGCUCCAAUAUAUUCUUGACCAAAGAUCAAGAUAUUCGGCUUGGUGAUUUUGGAUUGGCCAAGAUGCUAAACCAAGAUGAUCUAGCUUCUUCGGUAGUAGGCACUCCAAAUUACAUGUGUCCAGAGCUACUUGCAGACAUCCCAUAUGGAUUCAAAUCAGACAUUUGGUCAUUAGGGUGUUGUAUGUAUGAAAUGGCAGCUCACCGUCCGGCGUUCAAGGCUUUUGAUAUGCAAGGAUUGAUCAGCAAGAUUAACAAAUCUACGAUUGGACCCCUUCCUAGCAUCUAUUCAAGCCCCUUGAAGAGUAUGAUCAGAAGCAUGUUGAGAAAGAAUCCAGAGCACAGGCCGACCGCAGCAGAGUUGAUCAGGCACCCACACAUGCAGCCAUACAUUAUGCAGUGUCGAAUACAAGCCGCAUUACAGUGUUCCUCUCCGGAGCCACUCAUACGAACAGAUCCGCCUGUAGCAGCAGAUUCGCCUUUACGAAAAAGUCGGUCCGUGCAGGAAAAAGCUCCACCACCAAUCGUCAAUCCUGUGACAACGAACGUCGAUACCAGUACUGACCGCGAGAGCUUCACAACAGAUGCCAAGAGUAGUCCAGAUAGAGAUACUGAGUACGGAGACUUGACUGACGGACCACCUGCAGAUGAAGGUGUCGAUCACCCGUGGAAUUAUGACAGUGUUGGAGGCACGGAGAAUUCUAGGCUUUCUCGAGAGACUUCUGAACGGGAGAAUGUGCGGAGCUCAAACAGGGAUUGGGUUAAAGAAGAAUGCAAGGUGGCUGCACAGUAUGCCAUCAAUGUAUUACGACCAAAAGCUGAUGGUACUAGAGAAAGAAAAGAAGAUCGGCUUGUCAGGUUGCCUGAGAAGACUGCUCCCCGAGUUCCCCGCUCUGAUCGCAAUCCUCCAGUUGCCGAGGGUCCUCCAACAUCAUCACCAGCAGCUAAAAUAGUAAAUGCGCUGAAAGCCAAGUCAGACCCAACCAAACGGAGACCGAAACAGAUGGAUAAUCCGCCUGUACCAAAAGUAAAAGAAGCGAAUAUGAUUGCUGCCGAGUCUCCAAGAGUAAAAUGGCGGGCCGAUAAACUUCCUCCUGCUCCUCCCAAGGUUCAAAAUAGUUCCGAGGAGGAAGCGACGGUGAAAAAGCAGCGUGUUCCUGUGACACCCGCGGUAACAAGUGCUCCGAGGAGGUCUUCGCUUCCAUUGCCCCAGAAGGUCUCGAGGAAAACCUCUCCUCCUACUCGGAGGACGUCUCCUCCACUUGCAAGUUUGCGCAGCUCUGGUGCACCUAGUCCCAAACUUCGGGCUCAAGCAGGACCUCCUGCAUAUCUUUCCAAGUUGAUCAAGAAUGAUGAGAACGGUCAAAGUGGUCGUCGAUCAGAGAUUGGACAUAGUGGCCGUCUCUCUGAUAUUGGACUUAACGAUCGUCGUUCAGAAAUCGGACAUAGCGAUCGUCGGUCAGAUAUUGGAAGUGGACGUCGCUCAGAUAUUGGGCACAGUGGUCGUCGCUCAGACAUUGGUCAUAGCGGUCGUCGCUCAGAUGUUGGACUUAGUGGCCGUCGUUCCGACAUUCGUAAGACGCCAUCUCUUGAACGCGGUCUGGAUCAUGACAGUGCGGAGACUGUGAAGGCUACACUGCAACGUUUGUCAAGCCUCACUUCAAGGUCAGACAAGGACGGCUCCUCUAUGCGUUCUAACCGCUCGAGCCCCAGUGAGAGUGGAAAUAUCAUACAAGAAUUGGGCCUCAACAACCAUUCUCCAAAUGUUUCCGUCAAUGCCCCUCGGUUGGACCUUAUUCCAGAAUUCAAACUGACAGCUGAUCCAGAGCCGUAUUCAAGCCAACUCGCAUCUCAUGAGAUUAGGAUGCCAAUGGAACGCCCGAAGUUUUCUUCUUCCGUGAUGCCAACGACGACUCGAAGUCAUAUUGCAGUUGUCUCCCCACGGUAUUCUCAACAGGUGAUGCCCAAGCAAACAACCGAGCCACGGGUCUCAGCGUCUCCUAACAGGCCAGAUUCUAGUCUGGCUCUACCUGCCUCUGAGACAAACAAGCCACUCUACUCAAUGCAUAUGGAGACUUCAAUUUUUGACAAGACUCAAGAGAAAGGAACUAUUCAGAUCAAUGAGAAGUCACCAGCUCCUCCAGCACCAGCUCGCCCUGCUUUUAAUGACGUGAUUCAUGUGAUCAGACACAGUACUUUCAGACUUGGAGCAACAUCCGAUCACUCCCACACUGAUGCGGAUUACGCCACCAUGGGCGAAAUUGAUUUUCGUGCGGGAAGAACGGACCUUGAGCCAUUUCAUGGGAAAAUGGAUAUUGGCUCACUACUUGACUUGCCUCAACGAGGUUCAGAUGUGGAAGUUGUCUCUGUGUCGCCAGGUAGUAGCGUUACCAGUCGUCAUCCACAAGUGGACAUGCACCAGCGUCAUGCGAAUGGUUUGGAUGUGAAAUCUUACAGACAGAGAGCAGAGGCUUUAGAAGGGUUGUUGGAGCUUUCCGCUCAACUCCUGUCCCAGCAUCGGUUAGAAGAGCUUGCCAUUGUAUUAAAGCCGUUUGGUCGGGGCAAGGUAUCUCCACGUGAGACAGCUAUCUGGUUGACCAAAAGCCUCAAAGGCAUGUUGGGUGAUGAGCAACCUCAUGACAGCCCAACUGUAGUGAUCUGAGGGUCCUUCUUGCGUCGUUUCGAACUAUCAUUAAUGUUUUAGGAAUGUUUUUUGUGGUAAGAGCUGUCUUAUACGGUCUCUAUUCCAUAACGUGUUUGUGGACGGGCAGCUCUAGGAAAGAUCCUCGGGGUUCUGUUUGUUGAGCCAUCUUGACCAAGUCUGAUGGUAUUAGUAAUACUGUAUAAGGGUACGGCGAGCAGAGAGUUGGAUAAGCUGUUAUUGAAGUGAGUUCAUCAUGUUUCCAGAACUCCUGCCUUUCUUUUCAGUGUGUUGUACAAAAUAAAUAUUUCUAAAGACCAGCUCUCAGUCUAUUUGCAAUUU
Molecule: messenger RNA, 4772 nt
Organism: Physcomitrium patens
Lineage: Eukaryota; Viridiplantae; Streptophyta; Bryopsida; Funariales; Funariaceae
Product: serine/threonine-protein kinase Nek5
Biological process (GO): protein phosphorylation
Molecular function (GO): protein serine/threonine kinase activity; ATP binding
Source: RefSeq, a predicted model, not a curated record